Molecule: messenger RNA, 3368 nt
Organism: Amphiprion ocellaris (clown anemonefish)
Lineage: Eukaryota; Metazoa; Chordata; Actinopteri; Pomacentridae
Gene: nox5
Product: NADPH oxidase, EF-hand calcium binding domain 5
Exons: 17
Coding region: 870-3215 (781 amino acids)
Biological process (GO): superoxide anion generation; defense response
Cellular component (GO): NADPH oxidase complex; plasma membrane
Molecular function (GO): calcium ion binding; superoxide-generating NAD(P)H oxidase activity
Source: RefSeq, a predicted model, not a curated record
AAUAUUUAUCUUGUAAAUUUCACAUUUUAUCUCAUAGAUUUUCCUUUUCAAUCUCUUCAUUUUUAUCUCUUAUAUCUUCUUUUUGAAAUUAAAAUUUUUCUUUCAUUAUUUUUUCUUUAUAUCUCUUAAUUUUUAUCUUAAAAUCUUUCUCGCAAUAUUGCCAUGCUAUGUUUAUUUUUUAUCAUUUUUGUCUCAUAGUUUUGCCUUUUCUUCAUUUUUACCUGUUCAUUUUUCAUGUUCAAAUUGAACUUUUUAUUUCAUUAAUUUUUCUUUAUAUCGUAUUUUUUUAAUCUCAUAAUAUUGCCUUGUUAUCCUUUAUUUUUUCCUUUUUAUCCCAUAGUUUAUCUUGUUUAAAUAUGAAUAUUUCAUUGAUCUUUUUUUGUGUGUCUGUAAUGAGCCUCCAUACAAUCCAACGGUAAGACUUUAAAUUCUGGAUGAACUUUGAUGUAAAAAGUUUGAAGAAUCCGUACAACAGUGAUAACAUUAAAAUCUGUAUUAAUAGAAGGUUUAUUAAACAAAAUGUGAACUGUAAAUAGUAGUUUUCCCUUUCAUUUAAAUCCAGACCUGAUCGAUGUUCCUCCUGGAUAAUAAAACUGUGAUUUCAGAUUAAAAACUGUUGAUUUUUGUGAUUAUCUAGCAGAAGUUUCCUGUUUGUGCUGCAGACUGAGGUUCAGCUUCACUCUGAGUCUGUGUUCGUUGUGUUCCUCUGCUUCCUCGGCGUCCCGGUGAGUCUCGGGGUUUGGUUGGACGAGGUUUGAUGUCAGAUCCAGCUGACGGAGCUCAGAACAAGAGGAGGACGAGAACAGAUUCACAGCAGCUGAGGACGGAAGGAGCUUCGCUGCAGCAGCUGCAGCACCAGAACCAGGAUCAUGAGUCUGGACGAGGACGCCCGAUGGCUGGAGUGGGUCACCAAACAGUUCGAGACCAUCGCCGGAGACGACAAAGAGAUCGACAUCGACGAGUUUAAGACGGCUCUCAAGGUCAAAGAGUCUUUCUUCGCUGAGCGUUUCUUCGCUCUGUUCGACUCGGACGGCAGCAGCUCCAUCAGUCUGGAUGAGCUGCUCGAAGCUCUCGACCUCCUGAUUCAUGGCAGCGAAACCGACAAGCUGAGAUUCCUGUUCCAGGUCUACGAUGUGGACGGCAGCGGUUCCAUCGAUCCAGACGAGCUGAGGACGGUUCUGAAGUCCUGCCUGCGAGAGAGCGCCAUCUCCCUGCCGGAGGAGAAGCUGGAUGACCUGACGCUGGCGCUGUUCGAGUCGGCUGACAAAGACAACAGUGGCUCCAUCACCUUCGAGGAGCUCAAGGCCGAGCUGGAGAACUUCCCAGAGGUGAUGGAGAACCUCACCAUCAGCGCUGCUAACUGGCUGAAGCCUCCAGAAGUGGACCAGAAGAAGCGUCAGACCCCUCGGUACCUGACCCGGGUCUACUGGCAGAACAACAGCCGGAAGCUGCUGUUCCUGUGCGUCUACGCCCUCCUCAGCCUGCUGCUGUUUGUCGGCGCCAUGCUGCAGAACAGCCACGGCGGCGCCUGGUUCAUGGUGGCCAAAGGCUGCGGACAGUGUCUCAACUUCAACUGCACCUUCGUCAUGUUGCUGAUGCUGCGACGUUGUUUAACGUGGCUGAGGGCGACGUGGGUGGUGAGAGUCCUACCUCUGGACCAGAACAUCCUGCUGCAUCAGAUCGUCGGCUACGCCAUCCUCUGCUACACUCUGGUUCACACCACCGCUCACAUCUUCAACUUCGUGCACCUGUCAGAGAACAGUACCUUCAGCCUGUGGGAGUACCUGCUGACCACCCGUCCAGGUAUCGGCUGGGUGAAGGGGACGGCCUCUCUGACCGGAGUUGUGCUGCAGGUGGUGAUCUGCCUCAUGGUUCUCUGCUCCAGCACCUUCGUACGACGCAGUGGACACUUCGAGGUGUUUUACUGGUCUCACCUGUCCUACAUCUGGGUCUGGUCUCUGCUCAUGGUCCACUGUGCAAACUUCUGGAAGUGGUUCCUGGUUCCUGGUCUGGCCUUUAUCCUGGAGAAGAUUGUGGGAAUCGCAGUGUCUCGAAUGGGAGGUCUUUACAUCGUGGAGGUCAACCUGCUGCCGUCCAAGGUGACUCAUCUGGUCAUCAAGCGUCCUCAGUUCUUCCACUUCAAACCUGGAGAUUACGUCUACAUCAACAUCCCGGUUAUCGCCAAGUACGAGUGGCAUCCGUUCACCAUCAGCAGCGCUCCGGAGCAGUCAGAUGCUUUGUGGCUUCACAUUCGUUCAAUGGGUCAGUGGACCAACCGUCUGUACGAAUACUUCAGACAGCCAGAGACCGAGACGGUGAAUCCCAAGCGACUGGCGACGAGCCUAAGGAACCGCCGGCAGCUGCUGAAGGCUCAGGAAGGUCUGUUCAGCUCUGCAGACUGUAACGCAGACGUAGCGUCCAAUGAGGACGACGCCAUCGAGUUGACAAUGUACCGACAGAACGGCUCCAGUGUUCCUCCGACAUCGACGUCCAAACUUGCAGAACCUCUUCCAGACGAACCAGGACCAGCAGAGAGAGGAGAAGCUCCUCCAAUCAGAGAGAUGUCUGCCAAGCUUGGUGAGAACCACAGAUUCUGCAACAUCAAGUGCUACGUAGACGGACCUUAUGGGACUCCUACACGACAGAUCUUUGCCUCCGAACACGCCGUCCUGAUCGGAGCUGGUAUCGGGAUCACACCUUUCGCUUCCAUCCUGCAAAGCAUCAUGUACAGGUACCGCAGGAGGAAGCAGAACUGUCCCAACUGUAACUACUCCUGGUGUGAAAACAUCAAAGACAGCGAGAUGAAGUUGCGCAAAGUUGACUUCAUCUGGAUCAACAGAGAUCAGAAGUCGUUCGAGUGGUUCGUUAGUUUACUGACCAAACUGGAGAUGGAUCAGGCCGACGAGGAGCCCGAAGGUCGCUUCCUGGAGAUGCACAUGUACAUGACGUCAGCUCUCAGUAAGAACGACAUGAAGGCCAUCGGCCUGCAGAUGGCGCUGGACCUUCUGGCCAAGAAGGAGAAGAGAGACUCCAUCACCGGACUCAGAACCAGAACCCAACCAGGACGACCCGAGUGGGGGAAGGUGUUCCAGAAGGUAUUUGAGGAGAACAAAGGGAAGGUCCACGUGUUCUACUGCGGUUCUCCAGCUCUAGCCAAAGUCAUCAAGGCUCAGUGUGAACACUUCGGCUUCAACUUCUACAAGGAGAACUUCUGAUGAGGCCCAGGCUGCCGACACACAACGCCUGCUUCACUUUUACACCUGAACAUGAACCUAAUCCAGUUAAAGUUUUCCUCUGAGUGUUGCUCUGUGACACUGUUUACAUUCUGUCUUUUGGUCGACUAAAAUUAAACACUAAAUAUGUCGGUG